Messenger RNA from Lepus europaeus (European hare), 612 nucleotides. RefSeq names its product cardiotrophin-2. NCBI's taxonomy places the organism in Eukaryota, Metazoa, Chordata, Mammalia, Lagomorpha, Leporidae. The record is from RefSeq and is a predicted model, not a curated record. The transcript has 3 exons. Bases 1 to 612 code for a protein of 203 amino acids.
AUGACCGGGCAGCUGGCCCCGCUGUGCCUGCUGGCCCUGCUGCUGCCCCCGCUCCGGCCCGCGGCCCCCCUGUCCCCAGCCGAGCCCAUCAGCCAAGCCUACAGCCUGGCGCUGUACAUGCAGAGGAACACAUCGACGCUGCUCCAGACCUACCUCCAGCACCAGGGCAGCCCCUUUAGCGAUCCCGGCUUCUCAGCCCCGGAGCUCCAGCUCAGCAGCCUGCCCCCUGCCGCGGUCUCCUUCAAGGUCUGGCACGCCCUGGAUGACGGGGAGCGGCUGAGCCGGGCCCAGGAAGCCUUCCUGGCCCUGACCCAACACCUGCAGCUCGUGGGCGACGACCAGAGCGACCUGAAUCCUGACAGUCCCAUCCUGCUGGCCCAGCUCAGCGCGGCGAGACUCAGGGCCCAAGGCCUUCUGGGCAACAUGGCUGCCAUCAUGGCCGCCCUGGGGCUGCCUAUACCCAAGGAAGAGGACACUCUUGGACUUGUCCCCUUUGGGGCCUCCGCCUUCGAGAGGAAAUGUCGAGGCUACGUGGUAACCCGGGAAUAUGGUCACUGGACAGACCGGGCUGUGAGGGACUUGGCUCUGCUCAAGGCCAAAUACCCAGCCUAG